Molecule: messenger RNA, 804 nt
Organism: Colletotrichum truncatum
Lineage: Eukaryota; Fungi; Ascomycota; Sordariomycetes; Glomerellales; Glomerellaceae
Source: RefSeq, a predicted model, not a curated record
AUGAGCGCAACUCCCGAGAAGACAAGAGGACAGGAUAUAUCAUCAUCGAGCUCGCCCGGCCUGAACUCUCAGUUUUACAGAAGCAGCAUCGACAGCAGCAUACACACUGACAUAGCUGAGCUUCAAGAUCAUUUCGACAACGACAUUCAGUUCACGGUUCAAGAUAUCCUGUCUUCUUUCUCGGCAACUCGUCUCACUAAGAACUUUCGUCCUUCCUAUUCAACACCAUCAACCAUGUCGUCGUCUCGUUCCGGCCGUUCGGGAGGAUCCUCCAGCCACCGCAGCUCCAAGAGCAGUAAGAAGCCGAGGGCGGUUCAACGCUCGGUCCAGCAACUGAUCGACUCCCUCGAGACUCACCGCGUCAACACAUUGACGGAGCUCUGCCGCAUUGAGCGUGUGGCAGCCACGUGUGAGAACGAAGAGGAUGCCGUUGCCUUCCAAGGCCCCAUGACGGCGGCAUGGGACUACUACGUCAACAGCAACCAGCUCCUCACCGAGCUGCGCGGGCUGACGCGCAGCUAUCCCCUCUGCAGCGACAUUCUGUACGACGCCCACGUCCGCGUGCGCAAUGACCCCAACUCGAACAAGAGCUGGAACCUCGCCUGGCUCUGCCUCGUCAAAAUCCAGGAAGAUGGUCUAAUCUCCGGAUACUCCGCCCUUGAGGCCGCAAAGCCCGAGAUGUGGGGUGGUCGCGAUCCGUCGGCGGAAGAAGCGGCCCAACUCGCGGCGUGCUUCGACUAUGAGUGGAACAAGGCCGUCGACACCAUGCUCCGGCACUGGUCGGUCCCGCCGACCUGGUACUAA